AUGCACGACCUCGCAAAGUCCCUCCCCCCGCCCAGAAAACAGAACAUCGCCUGCGACGCCUGCAGGUCCCGCAAGGUCAAGUGUCAUCAGCUUCCCGGCCAGCCCAAGUGUCAGCAUUGUACGGUCAAAAACUACCCCUGCACGUCCGUCCUCCCUUUCCUCCCACAUCACGCGCAGCAGGCAACCAGCGAGAAAAAGCGCGUCUCUGCCGUCUCGCGCAGGCCCCGUGCGUACAGCGGCAACAAUACAGGGUGCGUUAUCCCCCCUCCCACACGCCACUUCCUCACCCUUGACUGUUGCUCAUUUGCGCCCCCACCCCCUCGCUUGCCCAUUUGUCCCUCUCCGCCGCACGCACCCCCGCCGUCUCCGUCCCCGUUCCGCGCCCAGCCGCCGGCCGUGCAGCCACCGAUUCGGCGCAAUACGAGCUUCACGGAGCUGCUCGCCUACCUCUUUUCCCCCGGCGACCGCCCCAGGUGCGUCCCCGUGCCCCCGCUCGCUCGCGUGCGCGGUUAUCGCGCGUCCUCCCCGUUCCACCACUGGGGCGACCUCGCAUACAAGCUCGAAGACGAGGCCUACCGCAUCGAGUUCGCGCUCGACCUCGUCGAGGUCUACUUCCAGAUCGUGCACACCCGCCUCCCGUUCCUCAACCCCGCCCACUUCCGCGCCCGCCUCAACGUCUUCGACCCGUUGCACCCGGCCCUGAUGGCGACGGUCAUCGCGUGGGGCGCCAAGUUCUCCGAACACCCGCUGCUCGUCGCGGACCGCGCCCAGACGUCGCUGCGGCAGAGUGCGCUCGCCAAGGCGCUCAUCGAUCGCGCGCGCGAGGUCGCGGAGGCGCUCAAGGUGCAUCGCGUGCCCGCCGCGGAGCACGUCGUGAUCGCGCUGUUGUUGGAGCCGCUGCAGAGCCGUGCGUAUGCUUCAGGGUACCGCGGGUUUUGGCUGACUUCGGCCAUCCGGCAGCUGUUCGAUCUGCAGAUCAAUCACAAGGCGGUCAUCUCAAACAUUCAAGACCCCGAGGCGCGCGGGACGAUGAUCUUCGCGUGGUGGAUGGCGUGCCUGUCCGACGCGUAUGGCGCCGCGUACUACCGCCGCAAGCCCGCGCUCGACGACUCGGACUACGACGUCGACUUUUACACCGUCGACGCGAUGCACGCCCACGCCGAGUCUCCCGCGGACCGGCACGCGCACCACGGGCAGAUGAUGAAGCCCGACCCAAGGGAGCAUCUCGAGGGCUACUACCGCGCGGCGCACGCGCUGGCGCGCAUCUCGCGGCACAUGUCGAAGCACCUGUGGAUCCCGAGCACCGACUCGGAAGGCGUCCCGCUCGAGGUGCUCCGCGGGAUCAUGGUCCAGCUGAACGACUGGCGCGAGCAGUACCUGCCGCAGGUCGGCAUCCCGCCGAGCCUCGCGGCCGAAUGGGACUUCGUGUCCGCCGUCUCUGCGUGCGCGAGCGACGCGACGUUCCACAUCAUGUGGAUCAUCCUGUUCAACGCGCUGGACGACUUUGGCGUGCGCGAGAUCAACGAGGCGGCGCGGAUCGGGAGCCCGCCCGGGCACAUGCUCCCGACGAACUACAUGCAGAUCGAGGAGAUGAAGCGCAAGGUGCUCGACGAGGCGCUGCACGGCGCGCUCAGGAUCGCGGGGCUGGCAGGCGUGCUGACGAAGAACGGAUACUUGCGUCUCGACCCAGCGGUGAUGCACGUGAGCUGCAACCAGGCGGGCAUGCUGCUCGCGCGGUUCGCGCGCCCCGAGGUGCAGAACUGCAUCGAGGGGCUCGAGCAGUACAGCUACUCGUACGAGGAGGCCGCGGAGCAGGCCGUCGGCCUCCGCAGGCUGUACGAGCUCGCACGCCUCGGCGAGGGCGAGUUCGGGCACAUGGCGUCCGUGCUCCCGCGCUCCGCGCCCCCGAACGCGCACGUGCACCACCACCCGCUCUCGCACCACCAGCAACAGCAGCAGCAACAGCAACAACAUUUGCACCAGCUUCCGCACGCGCAGCAGCAGCAGCACCCGUCGCAUCAUUCACAUGCGGUGCGUGCGCAGCAGAUGCAGCAGCAGCAGCAGCAGCAGCAGCAGCCGAUGGGCGUGCAGCAGGUGCACGUCCCGCUGGCGGACGCGAUGUACGUGGACUACUAG
Molecule: messenger RNA, 2136 nt
Organism: Heterobasidion irregulare TC 32-1
Lineage: Eukaryota; Fungi; Basidiomycota; Agaricomycetes; Russulales; Bondarzewiaceae
Exons: 15
Coding region: 1-2136 (711 amino acids)
Biological process (GO): regulation of DNA-templated transcription; DNA-templated transcription
Cellular component (GO): nucleus
Molecular function (GO): DNA-binding transcription factor activity, RNA polymerase II-specific; DNA binding; zinc ion binding
Source: RefSeq, a predicted model, not a curated record